AUGACCCCAGAUAUUCCGCACAAGGAUCAGCCUGUCGAACCUGUCAGCGAAACCUCACCACUUCUGCCAAAGCCCACAAGCGACGCGCAGGUGAUCAACGUACAAACUGGCAUCGCACCAGAAGGCGUACAUGCUGAAGAUGGAGGAGAUGUUGAGCGACAGGUCAGCCAUGGCGAUGCGUUCAAACACCAGGGCCUGCCGGAAGUCAGAAAGCGGAUGAAAUACAUCUUUCCAGCAAUAGCUAUCGGAGUCUUCCUCUCGUCGGCCGACCAAACCCUCGUCAUAACGACGUAUGGCACCAUCGGAACCGACCUGCACGCUCUGUCCUCUACAUCCUGGAUCGCGACAGGCUACUUCCUUACGCUAUCCGCUUUCCAGCCUCUCUACGGGAAGCUCUCGGAUAUAUUUGGUAGAAAGCAAUGUCUGCUAUCCGCGUACCUGAUCUUUGGGAUCGGGAGUGUGGGCUGUGGUCUUGCGAGAAACAUUGGUGAGCUCGUUGCUGCAAGAGCUUUCGCUGGCGUAGGUGGUGGCGGCAUGAGUGUGUGUACAAGCAUACUGCUGAGCGACAUUGUGAGCUUGAGGGAACGAGGGCAAUGGCAGGGCUACGUCAACCUCGUGUAUGCUUUCGGUGCUUCUGCUGGUGCGCCCCUCGGCGGGUUGCUGGCAGAUAGCAUUGGUUGGCGGUGGGCGUUCCUGGCCCAGGGCCCAAUGUGUGCCAUGGCCUUCAUUGCUGUGGCGCUCGUGCUUGAGCUUCCCAAGCAAGACCAGUCGCAUUGGAAAGAGAAGGUGAAGAGGAUUGACUUUCUAGGUGCAGCGGUCCUAAUCUUUGCCGUUUUUGGGUUACUUAUCGGCCUCGAUCGCGGCUCCAACGUGUCCUGGAACAACCCUAUUACCAUCGCCGGUCUUGCUUCUACGCCAUUGUUCAUCGUCUUCGUGCUUGUUGAAAAGUACGUGGCGACUCAUCCCUUUGCUCCUGGCCGCAUCAUCCUCAACAAGACACUCUUUGCAUGCUAUCUUUGCAACUUCUUUUCCUUUGGAGGAUGGCUGGCUGCACUGUUCUUCAUACCACUCUACUGGCAGGUCAUGGGCGACUACAGUGCUUCGAAAGCCGGGUUGUUCCUUGUUCCAUCUAUCAUCCUUGGUGUUAGCGGCUCGCUCUUCAGCGGCUUCUACAUGCGACGUACUGCGAAGUACUACUGGAUCACCGUAAUAUCCUAUACAAAUCUGACGAUUGGGUUGUCAUUGAUCCUCCUAUUCGCUGGACUCAUCAUGGAGAGCUUGCCGGCUAUGGUGGUGGCAACAUGUGUAUGCUCUUUCAGCAACGGCAUAGGUGUCACGACUACCCUUAUUGGGCUCAUCGCAAACGCCUCUCAUACUGACCAAGCAGUUGCCACCGCUUGUUCGUACUUGUUCCGUUCUCUCGGGUCUGUCUUUGGUGUCUCCAUGUGCGCAACCGCGUUUAACCAGACCCUUCGCAGAUCUCUUCAAGAAAAGCUGCAGGGUGACGAUGCGGCCGAAAUUGCAGAGCGUGUCAGAGCUGGAUUGGCUUACUACAAGGGCCUAGACCCGGCACUGAAGAGCAUCGUCAAGGAGUGCUAUGGACAGGCUACUAGGGCGGCAUUGUACGUGGGUAUUGUCCUUGUCGCUGGGAGCGCCAUCUUCGCGUGGUUCAUCAAAGAGAAGAGUCUGGAGGAUAGUAAGAGUAGGAGUGCUGAUCCUGAGAUAGCCGAGGAGUGA
Molecule: messenger RNA, 1737 nt
Organism: Alternaria arborescens
Lineage: Eukaryota; Fungi; Ascomycota; Dothideomycetes; Pleosporales; Pleosporaceae
Exons: 2
Coding region: 1-1737 (578 amino acids)
Biological process (GO): transmembrane transport; basic amino acid transport
Cellular component (GO): fungal-type vacuole membrane
Molecular function (GO): basic amino acid transmembrane transporter activity
Source: RefSeq, a predicted model, not a curated record